Molecule: messenger RNA, 4737 nt
Organism: Aspergillus alliaceus
Lineage: Eukaryota; Fungi; Ascomycota; Eurotiomycetes; Eurotiales; Aspergillaceae
Product: putative RNA helicase/RNAse III
Exons: 16
Coding region: 157-4737 (1526 amino acids)
Biological process (GO): siRNA processing
Cellular component (GO): cytoplasm; RISC complex; nucleus
Molecular function (GO): RNA binding; ATP binding; DNA binding
Source: RefSeq, a predicted model, not a curated record
GUGACCUUUCACAUUCACUUUUUUUACAAAGAGAAUCCCUUUUACAGCUCACUUCACCCUUCCUUUCAACUACUAGGGACCAGCCCUGACCAGAUUACCAAACAUGAACGCAUCUUGACCUUUCUUAAAUCACAUAGCUGAUAAAACAAGCUCAAAAUGCCACUUUCAAAAGCAAGAUAUUCAGAGAGAUGUGCCAUUCACCAAGUUCCCAAUAUUUCCUCAUCUACGGUGCUCUCCGAUGAAAUAACAAUGUCUACCACUGAACAUAUUGAUGGAUAUGAUAGCUCUUCAGACGGGUCUGAUGGAAAUAAUGAGCAAAUAUCCGCCCAGUCGCUCCUCUCGCAGAAGCGGAGAAUUCAGAAUGACAAGUUCGAGGCUUUGCUUUCUGAACGGGCUGACACAAGCCCUAGCAAUAAUACUAGACCUACACCUGCCGACUUGCCUGAUGCCCGGCUUUCUACGGCAAGCCUGGUAGCGAAACAAGAUGCUGGGGCUGGGAUGCUUGACCCGAGGGAAUACCAGGCAGAACUCUUUGAAAGGGCAAAGUCACAGAAUACCAUUGCUGUUCUCGAUACAGGCUCUGGUAAAACUUUAAUCGCAGUGCUUCUGCUAAAGCACAUUAUUCAAAAUGAGCUAAUCGAUCGUGCGAAUGGCAGACUGCCUCGUAUUUCCUUCUUUCUUGUGAAUAGCGUAACGCUCGCGUUUCAACAAACGGCCGUCUUGCGGAACAAUCUUGAUCAGAAGGUUGCACAUUUUUUCGGUGCAAUGGGUACCGAUCUUUGGAGCAAACAGACCUGGGACAAGUACUUUGAGAAUAAUAUGGUGGUAGUUUGUACUGCAGAGAUCUUGAAUCAGUGUCUCCUCAACUCCUACGUAAGAAUAGAUCAAAUUAACCUACUCAUUUUCGAUGAAGCCCAUCACACGAAGAAGGACCAUCCUUAUGCACGGAUUAUAAGAGAAUCCUACCUCAAGGCAGACCCGACAGAGCGUCCAAGAAUCUUUGGAAUGACAGCGUCCCCCAUAGACACCAAAGGUGAUAUUGUAGAAUCAGCUACGAACCUGGAGACUCUCUUAGACAGCAAGAUUGCCACGACAUCGAAGCUCACUUUGUUAAGGCAAGUUGUUAGACGUCCGAUCGAGCAAGUAUGGGAAUAUGACAAGCUCGAUCUACCAUUUGCGACCAAGCUAUAUCAGAUCAUGCAAAACCGCUUUGGCGACAUUAGCUCAUUGCAGCCUGUGUUCAGAUUUACUCUGCAGGCUAGUUCCGAGCUCGGUCCAUGGUGCGCGGAUCGGGCAUGGGUGCACGCUCUAGCAGACGAUGUGUUACCCAAACUCCAAGGCAACGUGGGAAAGCUCACUCACUCUGGCACCUCAUCGCAGGUUUCUGAGAGCGCUCACAAGGAGAUAUCGAGGAUCCAGGAAGCCAGCGAUAUUGUCAAGGAUCAUUCGUUCAAUAGCCCCAAUGCUCCAGGUGAACUAAGCCCUAAAGUGCAGGUUCUUCGAAAAGAGCUCACGAAACAUUUUGAGCAUCCAAAAGAGACAAAGUGCAUCAUUUUUACACAAAAGCGCUACACUGCGAAGAUGUUGUUCGACCUCUUCAACACUUUGGAAAUACCUUACCUGCGACCUGGCAUUCUUAUUGGUGUCCGAUCCGGCGGCAUUGUCGGAAUGAACGUGUCGUUCCGCCAACAGUUUCUCGCUUUGGUGAAAUUCAGAAGUGGUGAGAUUAAUUGCUUGUUUGCUACUUCCGUAGCUGAAGAAGGGCUCGAUAUCCCUGACUGUAACCUUGUCGUUAGAUUUGAUUUAUACCAAACUCUUAUACAGUAUGUGCAAAGUCGUGGCCGCGCUAGACAUUCAAGUUCAGUGUAUGCAACCAUGGUUGAAAGGUACAAUGCUGAUCAUGAGGCACGACUAAUGGAUGUGAGGGAGGCUGAGAAAAUUAUGCAAAGCUUUUGUGAAACACUUCCUGAAGACCGAAUAAUCCGUGGAAUUGAUAGUGAUUUGAACUCAAUCCUCCAGAAUGAAGAUGAGAAGCGGACAUUUACAAUCCGGGCCACAGGCGCAAAACUGACGUACCAUUCUGCCCUUGCUAUUCUUGCACGCUACGCUAGUUCCUUGCAAUACGAAAAGGAAACAUCGGCCCAGGUGGCAUAUGUGGUGCUACCACAGAACAAUAAUUUCGUCUGUGAAGUUAUUCUACCAGAAAAGUCUCCUGUCAGAGGGCUUACCGGCAGCCCAGCACCUAAGAAAUCCACUUCUAAGAAGUCCGCGGCCUUUGAUGCUUGUGUCUUGCUCCGAAAACACAAAUUGCUUGAUGAUCAUUUCAACUCGGUCUAUCAUCGACGCCUGCCUGCCAUGAGGAAUGCGAGACUUGCCAUCACUUCAUCGCGGACAAAUUUAUAUGGCAUGCUAUUGAAGCCUUCAUUUUGGGGAAAGCAGCAAGGUACGCUUCCAGGCACGAUAUAUGCAACCACUAUAUCAUUCAUACCCUCGGAGCCACUCACUCGCCAACGUGGAAGUAUGAUUCUGUUCACUCGCGAGAGAUUACCGAAUUUCCCAUCAUUCACUAUCUUCCUGGAUGAGGAUAUAGAGACUACGGUCGCUACCGAAUCUCUGGAGGGAGCCUUGCAGUUAUCCAGUCAAGAAUUGGAUUAUUUGACAACGUUUACCCUUCGUGUCUUCCAUGAUGUGUUUCAUAAGACUUAUGAUAGGGAACCUGAAAAUUUGCCAUACUGGAUUGCGCCAGCUAGGACUAAAAAGCCCAAGAAAGCCAAUAAUCUAGAAAGUCUGACGGACUGGGAACUGCUUCUUUUUGUGUACGACAAUGAGGAAGUGCCUUUCCCUCAGGAGAAAUCAUCGAAGGCUAUGAUCAAUCGCUUUGUAUUUGAUAGAUGGGAUGGGAGGUACCGAUACUUCACUUUAGCCGUUGACGAUACUUUGCGCCCUUCAAGCCCGCCACCAUCCUCUGUGCCACGCCGUAGGUAUAUGGAAAACAUCAUGAACUAUAUAUUAAGCGGUUCCAAGAAUGCACGGACUGCCUUCCUCAUGAAAUGCAACUGGGCCCAGCCAGUCUUCCAAGCCGAGUUGGUUCGACUUCGGAGAAACCUUCUGGACAAAAUGACAGAAGCCGAAAAAGACGUUGAAACCAGAUGUUUUAUCUGUAUAGAGCCACUCAGGAUUUCCGCUAUCCCUCCGGAGAUCGCUGCUUCUUGCCUUGCUUUUCCGGCCAUAAUAAGCAGGAUCGAUGCAUAUCUAAUUGCGCUAGAGGGCUGCGAAGAACUGGAAUUAAUCGUUAAGCCCAACUAUGCGCUGGAGGCUUUCACGAAAGAUUCUGAUAACACAGAGGAGCAUCGGUUGCAACAGAUCCAUGUUCAAAGAGGGAUGGGGAAGAACUAUGAGCGUCUUGAAUUCUUGGGAGAUUGUUUCCUCAAAAUGGCAACGUCCAUUUCCCUCUUCGUGCAGAACCCAGAUGAUGACGAGUUCGAUUUUCAUGUUAAUCGAAUGUGUCUCAUAUGCAACAAGAAUCUCCUCAAUUCAGCCUUGAGGAAGGGGCUUUAUCAGUAUAUCCGCAGUCGAGGCUUCUCAAGGCACACGUGGUACCCUGAUGGCUUGACCUUGUUGCAUGGUAGGGAUCACAGUAAGAAGGUCUCCGCGGAGAGCAAACAUGCACUUAGAGAGAAAACAGUCGCAGACGUUUGUGAAGCUUUGAUUGGAGCCUCAUUGCUCUCAGGUGGGCCUGACCACCGAUUCGAUAUGGCUGUCAAAGCGGUCAGUGCUGUUGUCGACAGCACCAAUCAUAAGGCCUCAUGCUGGAAAGCAUAUAUUGCGUCUUACGUGCUGCCUAAGUACCAGACCCAAACUCCAGAUGGGUAUGAAUUGGAUCUUUGCCGCAAAGUCGAGGAGAGUUUGGGAUAUCGAUUCAAAUAUCCUCGUCUCUUGCAUUCGGCUUUUAUUCAUCCAUCAUAUCCUUCGGCAUGGGCCAAAGUGCCAUGCUACCAAAGGCUCGAAUUCCUAGGGGACUCUCUGCUAGAUAUGGUUUGCGUAGAGUACUUAUUCUAUCGAUUCCCAGACAAAGAUCCACAAUGGCUGACAGAGCACAAAAUGGCGAUGGUGUCGAACAAGUUCCUCGGGGCUUUGGCUGUUAAGCUAGGGCUCCAUACACAUCUCAGGCAUUUCAGUAACCCGCUGCAAUCGCGAAUCACACAUUAUGCCGAGGAGAUCCAAGCUGCAGAAAACGAAAGCGAUGGCGCAGUUGAUUAUUGGAUGGCUACCAAGGACCCGCCCAAGUGCUUGCCGGACUUGGUUGAAGCUUAUCUAGGUGCUGUCUUUGUCGACUCGAGCCUCACUUUUGAGGUGGUGGAAGACUUUUUUCAGCGCCAUGUGAAAACAUAUUUCCACGAUAUGACAAUAUAUGACACCUUUGCUAACAAACACCCGACCACCUUUUUGCAGAAUAGACUGCUCAACGAGUACGGUUGCACGAAUUAUUGCCUUAAAGCCGGGGAGAUACCCCCUGUAGAUGGGGAUACCGGCAGUGUCCUGGCAGCUGUCAUCGUACAUGACGUUGUUAUUGCAGAGGCAACAGCAUCUUGCGGCCGUUACGCUAAGGUUAAAUCAAGUGAGAAAGCAUUGAAUAUCUUGGAGAAUAUAACGUCGUCUGAAUUUCGCGAGCAAUAUCACUGCGACUGCAGAAGGGCAAGCGAUUCGCAACCUGGGGAUAUCGGAACAGCGAUUUGA